Molecule: messenger RNA, 810 nt
Organism: Acytostelium subglobosum LB1
Lineage: Eukaryota; Evosea; Eumycetozoa; Acytosteliales; Acytosteliaceae
Exons: 3
Coding region: 1-810 (269 amino acids)
Source: RefSeq, a predicted model, not a curated record
AUGGCCACCUUGGAGAUUGGCAGUUUCAAUUCAGCAAGGGGCAGAGGCAUGUCUUUGCCAGAUUCACUCACAUCAGUGAAGAUUAGAUACUGUGACGAGAUGGACUCGCAGUCAAUGCCAGCACUCACUCCAUCAGUGACAAGCCUGAUUGGUGUACAUUUUGUCUCGCCAUCUAAAUUGCAUUCUGGAUGCAUAACAUCGUCCGUCACAGAGUUGUCAUUUGGCCAGCACUUCAGAGGGCCAUUGGUUCCGGGCUUCAUUCCGCUAUCAGUGACGGCAAUCUCCUUUGGGCCACACUUUCGCCAAAAGCUGAACGGUGACCUUAUCCCAACAUCGGUCACUUCUCUCUCAGUGUGCUUCGAUCGUCUGUCGGAUUUGAGUGACCUCCAAAUGCUUGACAGAUUGGAGAUGUCCCAGGGCACCCUGAUCAGGCUUGGAAAGGAGCUGGGCAAAGCUCCUUUGAAACGUCCCCUGUCCAAAGAACUAUUGGUCAAUGUUGUUAACGGCGAGGGAUUCACACUCUCCAUGUUGGACAUUGCACCAACUAUAUCGUAUUCUGGACGCAUCAACUUCAGCUUCCGAAAGAUCAGAGACGGCCUUGUCUGUUUGGUUGUCUUCCAAAGGUAUUGGAUCACAGCAAUCUCACCUCGAACGAAUUCUUCUCCCUCUCUUUGUGGCGACAUAUUGUUAGAUAUCAUCAGUGGCAUUAUCAAAGAGCUCUUGGGUGUCAGACUCCGGCCAUUGGCAUUCAACGACAUCAAUGUUCAUCUUGCCCAAGAAUACCAACGAUGUUGUCAAGUCGUUGUAUGA